ACGAGGAGCACGAAGAGAAAGAACCGCAGACGCGCGCACACGGGAACGCGCCCAGACACUAAAUCCGCUAGAUUACUAAACCCGUCUCACACCAAGGAAAAUAUUUAUGUUUUUACCGUUUUAGCUCAUGUUAAUGUACGGACCAACUCUACCCGCGGUUCGCCUUAAGGAAACUAAACUAUUCUGUGGAAUACAACUAUUUGGGAGGACGCCUUAUUUGUUUGUUUUUUCUUUUUGUUGAAACAGAGCCCCACAGGGUUGUCGGGCCAGUGGGUUGUUAGGAGUUGGAACAACGGAGAGCUUCCCUUAAUACUUUGCAUUAAAAUAAAGUAUUGUUUAGGGGGAUAUUGGAGGAUAAUACACGUCAACGUUACCCGUUAGCUAUUCAUUUAGCGGUUAACAAUGACCCAAAGAGAAAGGGCUAUUCUCUGGACUGGCCAAAACAGUGUCAAAGGCUAGGCUAGCUUUUGGUUCUAACUGUUAUUAAAGCUACUCAGUGUUGAACAAGCGGAUAUUUAUACCUGAUGGGACACUUAUACUACUCCAAAGACGAAACUGUCCGAGGACACUGACACUAGUGUGGCGUUUUAAUGUUCCUUUGUCAUAUUCCUAAUUGAAUGACCAAGGAUUCAACAUGUCAUUUUUUAAUUUCCGUAAAAUAUUUAAAUUGGGAUUAGAGAAGAAGAAGAAACAGUAUGAACACGUGCGCAGGGAUGAAAAUCCAGAGGAAGUAUGGGACAUUAUCGGCGAAUUGGGAGAUGGAGCCUUUGGAAAAGUGUUUAAGGCUCAGAACAAACAGACGGGAAUUCUUGCCGCAGCCAAAGUUAUCGACACAAAAACGGAGGAGGAGUUGGAGGACUACAUGGUGGAGAUCGACAUCCUGGCCUCCUGCGACCACCCAAACAUCGUCAAACUGCUCGAUGCUUUCUAUUUUGAUGGCAAACUCUGGAUCCUCAUUGAGUUCUGUGGAGGAGGGGCGGUGGAUGCAGUCAUGCUAGAGCUGGAGAGACCCCUGACAGAGCCGCAGAUCCGGGUAGUGUGUAGGCAGACUCUGGAGGCCCUCGUCUAUCUCCACGACAACAAAAUCAUCCACAGAGACCUGAAGGCCGGCAACAUCCUCCUCACACUGGACGGGGACGUCAAGCUGGCUGACUUUGGCGUGUCUGCCAAAAACACCAAAACCCUGCAGAGGAGAGACUCAUUCAUUGGGACGCCUUACUGGAUGGCUCCGGAGGUGGUGAUGUGCGAGACGUCCAAGGACCGUCCGUACGACUACAAGGCAGACAUCUGGUCCCUCGGGGUCACCCUGAUCGAGCUGGCACAGAUCGAGCCACCUAAUCACGAGAUGAACCCCAUGAGAGUGCUGCUGAAAAUAGCCAAGGCCGAUCCUCCAACGCUGAUGCAGCCGUCCCGCUGGUCCCCAGAGUUCAGUGACUUCUUAAAGCGGUGUCUGGACAAGCAUGUGGACAACAGAUGGACUCCGACACAGCUGCUGCAGCAUCCAUUCGUGUCCAGCGUGAAGGACAGCCGGCCUGUGAGGGAGCUCAUCGCUGAAGCCAAGGCUGAGGUCACUGAGGAGAUCGAGGACCACAAAGAGGAAGAGGAGGAGGAAGACCCAGAAGCACACCUGGGCCACAAACGCGGCCCCUCGGAUGUGAGCGUGGCCAGCUCGGAGGAUGAGAAGAUCCCCCUCUCUCCCUCCAGCUUGGAAUCCGUCCCUGAGAAGGUUGAGCCAGGUGUGCCCUUACCCAGGCCUACUGAGCUCCCUGUGGACAACAAUGUGGUGGACACAAGCUUAGUGGAGGAGCCCGCGACCCCUGCGGCUGAGGAGCCCAUGGAGGUGACUCCUAACACUCCAGCUGAAGAUGGAGAAGAGAAAGCCGUGGAGGAGGAUGAUACCUCCCCAGAACCAGAGGCACCUGCGAAGGAAAUGCAGCAGCUGGAGAUCGCCGUUGAGGACGAAAAGGAAGUGGACACUGCCGAGGUUCCUCCGAGUUCAGAGGUCACGGAAGCUCCUCAGGAGGAAAACAUGGAGGAACCAAUCACACCAGCAGAGGAGGAGGAGGAGGACGAGGAGGAGCGCUACAAAAACCUCAAAGUGACAUUGACACUACCAGAGCAAGAUAAAGUGGUCCCAAAAGAGCAGAAUGGAGAGAAGCCCUCAGAAAAGGAGACCGCAGAAGACGAAAAGAUGGUUCCAGACCGAGCUAAGGACGACAGGGAGAGGGAUUCAGACUCUGGGUCCGGAUCAGCCGCUGAUAACAGCAGUGUGGACCUCAACCUCUCCAUUUCAAGCUUCCUGUCCAAAACUAAAGAGCCUGGAUCCGUCUCCGUACAGGACAACAAGCGUCAUAAGAAGACGCUGAAAAAGACUCGCAAAUUCCUUGUGGACGGAGUGGAAGUCAGCGUUACUACAUCAAGGAUCAUCACUGAGAACGAUACGAAGAACGAGGAGAUGAGAUUCCUCAGGCGCCAGGAGCUGAGGGAGCUGCGCCUCCUGCAGAAGGAGGAGCAGAGGGCCCAGCAGCAGCUCAGCAACAAGCUGCAGCAGCAGAAAGAGCAGAUCUACCGCCGCUUCGAGCAGGAGACCACGAGUAAGAAGCGUCAGUACGACCAGGAGGUGGAGAACCUGGAGCGGCAGCAGAAGCAGACCAUCGAGCGGCUGGAGCAGGAGCACACCAACCGCCUCCGGGACGAGGCCAAGCGCAUCAAAGCCGAGCAGGACAAGGAACUGUCCAAGUACCAGAACAUGCUGAAGAACCGAAAGAAAGAGGAACAAGAGUUCCUUCAGAAGCAGCAGCAGGAUCUGGACAGCGCUCUGAAGAAGAUCAUCCAGCAGCACAAGCACGAGCUCGCCACCAUCGAGAGGGACUGCCUCAACCACAAGCAGCAGCUCCUCCGAGCUCGUGAGGCGGCCAUGUGGGAGCUGGAGGAGCGCCACCUGCAGGAGAAGCACCAGCUGUUCAAGCAGCAGCUCAAAGACCAAUACUUCAUGCAGAGGCACCAGCUGCUGAAGAGACAUGAGAAGGAGAUGGAGCAGAUGCAGCGCUACAACCAGCGUCUGAUCGAGGAGAUGAAGAACAAGCAGACGCAGGAGAGGACCCGGCUGCCCAAGAUCCAGCGCAGUGAGGCCAAGACGCGUAUGGCCAUGUUCAAGAAGAGCCUCCGGAUCACCGGCGCCGCCAUCACCCCCGAGCAGGAGAGGGAGAAGGUCAAACAGUUUGCAGCGCAGGAAGAGAAGAGGCAGAAGAACGAGAGGCUCCACCAGCAGCAGAAGCAUGAGAACCAGAUGAGAGACCUGCAGCUGCAGUGUGACGCCAACAUCCGGGAGCUGCAGCAGAUGCAGAACGAGAAGUGCCACCUGCUCAUCGAACAUGAGACCCAGAAGCUGAAGGAACUGGACGAGGAGCACAGCAUGGAGCUGAAGGAGUGGAGGGAGAAACUAAGACCCAGGAAGAAGGCCCUGGAGGAGGAGUUUGCCAGGAAGCUGCAGGAACAGGAAGUGUUCUUCAAGAUGAGCGGAGAGUCCGAGUGCCUUAACCCCUCCCAGAGCCGCAUCUCCAAGUUCUACCCCAUCCCCUCAGUCCACUCCACGGGUUUCUAGAUGAAACCUCUGCACACGUGCACAGACACACACAUGGACGUAAUGAGCACACACACAGACCGACAGUAAAGAGCCCGUGCUGCCUUGCCUUCAUCCUCUGAAACAGUUUGAGGAUGUCAGAAGACUUUCUUCCAGAGUCUGCAGCUCUGUUUUCUCAUAUUUUCACACUAUUAGACUUAUUCCAAAGGGGAAAUAUGAAGGAGAUUUUCAGAUUCAGUGUUUCGAUCCUCACCUCAAAGUGAAGUAGCUCUCUGCCCGACUUUCCUUUCGUGACUGAACUGUUUUUAUAAUAAAUAAUCCAGUGCCUGAGGAAUGUCAUCUGUUUGGCUUUUAAAUCCAAGCAAUUUCUAAUAAAUAUCUGCUGCUCUUUUUCUCACAUGUAGACAUUUGCUCUCAGUAAGGAGAGCAUUUUUAUACCACUUAUUUAACAUUUCAUAUGGCUAAAUACUAAAUAGCAACCUUAUCAUUUAAUAUUGAUCAUAAAAUAGAUGUAUUUCUGCUACAGGAGACGCAUUUAGGUCUCUUAAAGCGAUAUAUUAUUAUGUAACAUGUCUCUUUUAGGCUGAUUUUGAGGUUAAACUGAUGCACAACUUCAAAAUAAGCUUUAGGAAUCUCUCCAGCAGAAAUGAUUCCUUCUUUAUAGGGUUUUUUUCCCAGAAUGCCUUCCUGUCUCGAGCUUGAGAGUUUUUAGCGUCCGGCAGAAAGUACAGUAGAGAUGGUGUUUACAUACACAAAGGGCCACUGUUAGGAAACCACUGUGGGGCAGAAACAAAGACUGCCGAACAAGCAUUUACGUACCUGUUUGUUGCUUUGUUUUUUUUAGGUAACACCACUUUAUUGUUGUCAAGCAGAAAUUGGAGCAGAAUUCAGGGACUUUUCAUUGAUGUCGAUUCGGAAAAUUCGACAUUUGUAAGAGUUUCCAACGCCUGCCUUACAGAAUCCAACAUAUUUCGGUUCAGACAAACGAUGAUGAUGCAUCCUGUGUUUUCUCUCUGGUUUGCUUCAUAAGCCUCAUCAUAAUGUUUUUGCUGCCCAGCAUAUCCUUGAUAUGGAAUUAUUUUGAUUAAAAUACUCUUUUCAAUGUCGUGCUAGCUAAUAGCCUUAUUCUUUAAAGCAGCUGUAUAGAUAUACUGUAUACCUGAUGUGAUCGCCUUUAAAGAUUUUAGUAAGGCUUAUGGUGUAAUGUGCAGCUCUGAAGCACAUUUUAGAAUUAUUGCAUCUGUACUCAAAGAAACAAACGGUGCGCUUAGCAUUUCUCUUAUUGUUAUUGAGGCAGAUGUAAUAUGAAUGUGAUAUUCGAUGCAGUUGUUAAAACAAACAAAAAUGGACCUGACUGGUUUAGGUCAUCCUGACUUCUGAUUGGGUCAUUCUAUCAUCUCAUUUCUUUGUGAUUGGCUAUUGGGAGUUAAGGUAUUUAAUAACUGAUCUAUUAUGUACAAAAAUUGCAUCGAAGUGCUGUGCACCUUUUUACGAAUCUUUCUCAGUAGCAAUGGAUAUGAAACUGCAACCCCCACAAUGCAGCAUCUGUACUAUUCACUCAGAAGAGGUUUGCAGACUACCCACAACAUCAUUACAGAAUAAUCAGUUCUUGGUCUGUUGUCUGUUUUAUUCUUCAACAAAAAAAAAAUCUGAAUGUUGACUGAAACAAUGUUAUCCAUAUCAAAAGUGUUAUGCAUUUAAAAAAAAAUAAAUGUAUAGUUUUUAGAAUACUUGUGUAAUGUAGAUUUUCAUUUUGCUGUAAAUAAACGUUUUCCUCUGUA
Messenger RNA from Eleginops maclovinus (Patagonian blennie), 5364 nucleotides. RefSeq names its product serine/threonine-protein kinase 10-like. Gene Ontology annotation, biological process: protein phosphorylation. Gene Ontology annotation, molecular function: protein serine/threonine kinase activity; ATP binding; protein binding. Lineage: Eukaryota; Metazoa; Chordata; Actinopteri; Perciformes; Eleginopidae. The record is from RefSeq and is a predicted model, not a curated record.